Colletotrichum phormii is the source of this 897-nucleotide messenger RNA. RefSeq lists its product as uncharacterized. The transcript is spliced from 7 exons. The record is from RefSeq and is a predicted model, not a curated record. Bases 1 to 897 code for a protein of 298 amino acids. Lineage: Eukaryota; Fungi; Ascomycota; Sordariomycetes; Glomerellales; Glomerellaceae.
AUGGCAAGCGACCGCAUCGUCGUGGCUGUAGAUCAGAACCUCGCAGAACUUCCCAAGGACGGCAAGGUGGUCGAGACAACCUCUUUAGGGUUGAGCGACUGGUGUGACACUACACAGUAUAAUAUUCAGCUUCCAGAUGGAAGCAUUCGACGAUUCUUCGAAAAGAAAGCAAGAGGUGAGGGGGGCCUAGAACAGAAUCGAGCACAUUGGCAUUCUGAGAGCAUCGCAUUCGGGAAGUAUGCAUCUCAGACGGACACAUAUUUUCUGCUCCUGGAGUUUGAGGAUAUGAUCGACGAUGAUGUUCCGCCCUCGGAGACAUAUAUGGCAGUCCCAAGUGCGCUUCAUCUCCGUAGCGCAGGGAAAUCCCCCACGGGAAAGUUUGGCUUCUCACCUAACGGUUGGGAGUCUUCCUGGGAAGUAUGGUGGACGACUCAUAUGAGAUUUCUUUUGGAAAGGGAAAGACUCAUUCGCGGCGUCUACGCCACAGAAGAAGAGGCAACAUUGGACUUCUUUCUGAAUACAGUGCUUCCUCGAUACUUGCAUCCCUUAGAGACGGAAGGCCGCUCCAUCAAGCCAACACUCUGCCACACAGAUCUUUGGCCUGGAAACAUCAAAUACAAGCUGGACAACGAGGCAGUCAUUGUGUACGAUGCAAACGCCCUAUGGGCGCAUAACGAAAUCGAGCUGGCACCAUUCCGCAAUCCGAGAUAUCCACUCGGAAAGGCCUACUUCCGAGAGUAUUGGAAGCAUGUGCCGAUCUCCGAACCCGAAGAAGAUGCCGACAGCCGCAUAAUCAUCUACUUGAUCCGCCACCAGGUCUGCUUGGCCAGCUUAUACCCCAAUGAGCUGAAGCUGAGAGAUGCAUUUCUCAGCAACAUGCGUCUUUUGGGCGCCUGA